Molecule: messenger RNA, 1617 nt
Organism: Colletotrichum truncatum
Lineage: Eukaryota; Fungi; Ascomycota; Sordariomycetes; Glomerellales; Glomerellaceae
Molecular function (GO): oxidoreductase activity, acting on paired donors, with incorporation or reduction of molecular oxygen; heme binding; iron ion binding
Source: RefSeq, a predicted model, not a curated record
AUGACUGCGGCAAGCGUCUCCUUCGAGCCAUUGAGCCGCUUGUCCAUUUUGCUGAAAUAUGCUGUAACGGCUUUCUUCUUAUCCUUCGUUAUCUAUCUUCUUCAGAAUGAAUUGAUACGCUAUCGAAGUCGAAUUAGGAAGCUUCCUGGACCCCGAGGCUGGCCGGUGGUUGGAAACCUCUUUCAGCAUCCCAAGGAGGUAACGGCAGAGACAUACAGAAAGUGGGCACAAACCUACGGGCCAGUGUUCCAAAUCCAGCUUGGCAACACCACCGCCGUGAUUGUGAGCUCAGUAGAAUCCGCGAAGCAGCUUUUUCUAGGCCAGAGACAUGCCACGAUCUCCAGGCCAACUUUCUACGUCUUCCACAACAAGGUCAGCAAAGCUGUGACCAGCAUCGGGACCAGCCCGUGGGAUGAUUCCUGCAAGCGUCGCCGUAAGCUCGCGGCUGGUGCACUGAACCGACCUCGUGUAGAGAGCUAUGCACCAAUUUUGAACCUGGAGGCGCGGGAGUUCCUCAAAGAUCUAUAUUCUGAGUGUCGAGAUGGCUCGGUUGAAAUCGACUUUCGUCCUGCUGUUAGACGGUUUGCCCUUAACCUCAGUCUCACCCUGAACUAUGGAACCCGUGUGUCGAAGGUCAAAGCCCUCGAAGACGAUCCUUUAUUGGCUGAGAUCAUUUACGUCGAGUCAGAAAUAUCCAAAUUCCGUGACAUCGGAAGAAACUAUGCCAACUACAUUCCCUUGCUUCGGUAUUGGGAGCCACUUACAGCAUUCCUAGGUCUCAACAGAAACCCCAUGAGCCACGCAGCUGAUAUCGGCCGCCGCAGAUUGGAGUAUAAUGACGUGCUUUUAAACAGACUGAAGGAAGAGGUGUCAAGAAACGAAGACAAGCCGUGUAUUCAGGGGGCGGUGCUAAGAGACCCAGAGUCGGCAACCCUGACUCGCGAGGAGCUGAUCAGUGUUAGCUUGAGCAUGAUGGCUGGAGCGGAUUCAAACCAACCAACUCUGGCCUGGGCUAUUCUGCUGCUUGCGCAUCGUCCUGAUAUCCAAGAAAAGGCGUACUUGGCUAUAAAGGACGCAGGUGUUCUUCGGCUGCCGUCCAAUGCAUACGCUUCUACUAAGAUUGACUAUAUCGAUGCACUUACAAAGGAAAUUUCGCGUUACUUUGUCGUACUGAAGCUAGCAUUACCUAAAGCCACAUAUUCGGAUACCGCUUGGGGCUCGGCAACGAUCCCUGCCAAUACAUUGGUCUUCCUGAAUUCCUGGGCUUGCAACAGAGAUCCGAAUCUCUUUACCGAGCCUGACGCUUUUGCUCCCGAGCGUUGGCUGCCUGAUGCGCCCGACCAAUAUGCACAUCAGUUUGCUUUUGGCAUUGGUGGGCGCAUGUGCGUUGCGUCUCACCUGGCACAUAACGCUCUCUACACCGCUUUUCUUCACUUGAUUGCCCACUUCCAGAUGCUACCAGCGGAUGGGAAAACAUCUGAUGAGAUUGACCCGAUUAAGGGAUUAAAAGGGAUAACCUUUGUGGCGACUCCGAAGGGCGCUCGGGCACGAUUUGUGCCGAGACAAGGCAAAACCUUGGGGACUUGGCUGAAUAGCACGGACAAGGAAAGUUCCUGA